Molecule: messenger RNA, 1092 nt
Organism: Aspergillus affinis
Lineage: Eukaryota; Fungi; Ascomycota; Eurotiomycetes; Eurotiales; Aspergillaceae
Product: glycoside hydrolase family 28 protein
Exons: 2
Coding region: 1-1092 (363 amino acids)
Biological process (GO): pectin catabolic process
Cellular component (GO): extracellular region
Molecular function (GO): polygalacturonase activity
Source: RefSeq, a predicted model, not a curated record
AUGCGUUCCUUCCAGCUCCUCGGUCUCGCCGCUGUCGGCUCCCUCGUGUCCGCCGCCCCGGCCCCUUCUCUGACCAAGAAGGACUCUUCUUGCACCAUCACCUCCGCCGCCGAGGCCACCGAGAGCGUCAAGGGCUGCUCCACCGUCGUCGUCAAGGACGUUGAGGUCCCCGCCGGUGAGACCCUCGACCUGUCCAAGGUUGACGAUGGCACCACCAUCACCUUCGAGGGUACCACUACCUUCGGCUACAAGGAAUGGAAGGGCCCUCUCAUCCGUAUUGAGGGUAAGUCUCUGACCGUCAACAUGGCCGAGGGUGGCCUCAUCGACGGUGAUGGCUCUCGCUGGUGGGACGGCAAGGGCACCAACGGUGGCAAGAAGAAGCCCAAGUUCCUGUACGCCCACAAGCUCGAGGACUCGACCAUCUCCGGCCUCAACAUCAAGAACACCCCUGUCCAGGGUGUCUCCGUCCAGGCCACCAACACCCUGUUCGAGAACAUCCACAUCGACAACUCCGACGGUGACUCCAACGGCGGCCACAACACCGAUGCUUUCGAUGUCGGCGAAUCCGACGGUGUCCAGAUCCGUGGCGCCGUUGUCAAGAACCAGGACGACUGCCUGGCUAUCAACUCCGGAAAGAACAUCGAGUUCAGCGGUGCGACCUGCUCCGGCGGCCACGGUAUCUCCAUCGGCUCCAUUGGCGGCCGUGACGACAACACCGUCAGCAACGUGACGAUCGCCGACUCGACCGUCACCAACUCGGACAACGGUAUCCGCAUCAAGACCAUCGUCGACGAGACCGGCGACGUUUCCGGCGUCACCUACUCCAACAUCGAGCUCUCCAAGAUCCACAAGAAGGGCAUUGUCAUCCAGCAGGACUACAAGAACGGCGGCCCCACCGGCGAGCCCUCCAACGACAUCCCCAUCAAGGACAUCACCCUCGACGGCAUCACCGGCUCCGUCGACUCCAGCGCUGUCCCCAUCUACAUCCUCUGCGGUUCCGGCAGCUGCACCGACUGGACCUGGUCCGGCGUUGACCUGUCCGGUGGCAAGGACUCCUCUUGCAAGAACGCUCCUUCCGGUGUUUCUUGCUAA